CCAAUCAAAUUGCAUCGCUGAUUUAGACAAAAUUUGAAAGCGCCAAGGUAGUGCAAGGAGAUUGUUUAUGCACGAAAAAAUGCUCAUAUUACGUUAGGAAAAGGCAAAACUUCUGUCAAUCAAACACUUAAAAAAGAUUUCCAUCAAGGAUAAAUUGGUGAGUACUUUGUGUUAACUUUUGAGAAUGUUGCCAGUUCGAAGAACACGGCCUGUGGCUGGUGGGGAAAACACCAGGAAAACGAAACCAGGAACAAUAACUGCCGCAAAAGGGCCAGGCACAACUGCAGGCAAGAGGCAGGGAGACAUGUUGCAGGAUCCAUCACAAAAGAGACGUGCUGCAUUUGGUGACAUUACCAAUGCACUGAACGACAAAGCGAACAUCCGAGUUGCCCUGAAGAAGUCCAAGCUUCCUACAACACAGCUGCUGAAGCCUGCGGAGAAACCCAGCAAGGAUGGCAGCAAGGCAUCCAAGAGGAAGGAACAGACCAAGAAGGCGUCGUCCAGUGAGAAUCUAACAGAGGAGAGCACGCUGUCACUUGUGAGCUCACAGGACUCCAACAGCAGCAGCAGUGGCUCGAGUUCCUCCCAGGAGUCUCUGGUGUCUGCUGCCGAUCUCAGCUGUCAGGGUGUGGAGAAUCUGGUGCAGGUGGAGGAUGAAACCCAGGAACAAACAAAGCCAGCAGAUGUAGAUGACGUGGACACAGAGAACCUUGGGGACCCAGUACAGGUGGCAUUGUAUGCGUUUGACAUAUUCAAAUACUACAAGGAGAGAGAGACCCAGUUCACCAUAGACAACUACAUGUCGACCCAGAAGCACCUGACGUCCAGCAUGCGUGCCAUCCUGGUGGACUGGCUGGUGGAGGUGCAGGAAAACUUUGAGCUCAACCACGAGACCCUCUACCUGGCCGUCAAGCUGGUGGACAUGUACGUGAGCAGGGUCCACACGCCCAAGGAGGCACUGCAGCUUGUCGGGGCUGUGGCCCUCUUCAUUGCCGCCAAGUUUGACGAGCGGUGUCCCCCGCUGGUGGAAGACUUCCUGUACAUCUGUGAUGACGCCUACAAGCGCAAGGAGUUCCUCGACAUGGAGCGCUGCCUCCUCAAGGCCAUAGGCUUCGACAUCGGCAUGCCUCUCUCGUACCGCUUCCUAAGGAGAUAUGCAAAGUGCGCCCGCUCCAGUAUGGAGACCCUGACCCUGGGCCGCUACAUCCUCGAGAUGUCCCUCAUGGAGUACGACUUCAUACAGCGUCGAGACUCAGAGAUGGCUGCCGCCAGCCUACUGCUGGCACUGAGAAUGAAGAACUGUGGAGAAUGGACAAAGACCAUGGUGUACUACACGGGCUAUGAGGAGAGUGAGCUGCUACCCCUGGCCCAGCGCCUCAACAGCUACAUUAGGAACCCACCCAAACAGCUCACAACCAUACGCUCCAAAUACUCACACAAAGUGUUCUAUGAGGUUGCUAAGAUCCCCCCUCUGUCAGACAGCCAGCUCGUAUGAUCAUGAGAGAUGAAAUGUUGGCCCAGUCUUCCCAGUCUUUCAGCCACAUGAAUGUGUUUUCCCUUAUAUUAUGUGUUCAGUAAUCAUGUCGUAGUCUUAUGGCAGCAAUCAUGGCAUUUAUAAGCUUUGUUUGUACCAAAUUUUACCUGUUCGUUUUGAGCAAAUGUAGUAGGCAAGCCUCAAAAUGCAUGUUUAAAUCUGACCCUACAUUCCUUGCUUUCGAAAAAAUUUACCAUGAAAUCUUCAACAUUGUCAUAUUUUUAAUAUAAAAAAAAUUGUUAAAUUGAUUGUCCCAAAUUUCAUUUAGAUUCAAAUGAUGUUUCUACUUUAACAUAACACAUCGAAUAAUUAAUUUUACUAAAAUUUAAUAUGCAUUUAGGACUUUUGCAUGGUACAUUUUUGGGGAAAAACAAUAUUUUUUUGUGGAAGAGCAAUUUUAGCCUUAAUUGAACUGUAUUCAUACAACAGUUAUGAAGUCAGGGGUUUACAGUGUAUUUUACUUCUGAUACUGUAGGUGUACACUUUUCGAUGUUUUUAUUGCUGUGUAUAUUUUUAUAUUAAACAUUUUAUGCAUAUUUAAUGUACAUACCUCGUUUUACAUGAAAUGACACUUAUAAACUUCUCUUUUUCUUCAAAGUAUCAUUUGAGGGGAAAUAUAUUCUCUUUAGGAUGUAAGAAAGUAAAGUAUCAAGUAAAUAUAUUUAAAAUUGAGAGCUGUGUUAAUGUAGAUGACUUAGUUUUAAUGCAUUUAUAUCUUGAUUUUAUUGUCUCCAUUUUACAUUCAUCAUUUAGUUGUACAGUUUUAAAAUUAAUAGGCUAUGGUGUCUAGUGGUUUAUCAGAUUUUAGCUGUUGGUUUUAGCCAGAAUUUUUCAUCCAUGUAAUCGACAAGUUUUUGCAGUUUUCCAAAUGAUCUCUUUGACCAGUGUAUAUAAACACCCAUGUGUAGCUGGUACACAUCACACACCAGACGCCAUUAGACAUUCACAACUCACUGGAAUAAUUGUUGUUAGGAGUAUAUAUGAAACCAUCUACUUGUAUCAUUCAUUUUCCAUUAUCAUCCUCAUUUCAUAUCAUCGCUUUACAUCUCACAGUCUCUCAUUAACUUCUAAACUGUGAACAGUUAUUUUAUCUCCUGUUAUAUACAUGUAUUUCUUCAUUGAAUGUGUGUGCCUUUUAUACAAAAAUCAAACUUCAAAUAUCUAUAUACAUGCUUCUGAGGCCAAAAUAAAAACAGAAGUUAUGUAUCAUCUGGCAAAAAUCAGCAUAUCGUCCCUUUUUCCCUUGCAUAAUGGUGUAUUGAUUCAAUAUUUAAGUUCAUGUAAAAUGAAAACUGCUACAAAAUCCAAGGAAAAUAUCCUUAAAACUUCUAAACACUAAAUAAAACAAAAAAACAUACUUCUAACAUCGGAAAUUAGGCCCUGCAACUAGACACACAACCAUUGUUUGCCUAAUUGUAGUUACUGCUUUGUGUCUAUAUUUGUCGUUGCCUUGUGUACAUAACCUUGGUUAUCAGGCCCUUUCGGUGCAGCUGUCAAAUUAUUUAUUUAUUAACCGUAUGUUUAUGUUAAAGGAAUGUAAUUUCGUUUUUUAUUCUCGUGGAUUUGUAAAUACCUAAAUACACUUGGUUGUGAACUGUACAAUAUCUAUUAAUUGGAACAACCAAUAAAAUCGAGUUUAAUAUAGUACACAGAAUGUAGAAAUUAUUGGUCGUACAUUAUUUUUAACAAUGUGAGAAAUAAAGUAACCUUUGCAUUGUGUUUAAACUAGUCAUUAGAUACUUAACCAAAACAAAACAACAAUUGAUUUAUUUAAUAGACCAUGUUCAUGUGUGUCUGCACCUUUAAAUGUGUUUUAACAGUAUUGAUUCAUUUUGUCAUCUGUAUGUGUUUUCGUCCUCAUUAUCAUGUGCCAUCCUUGGUAAAAUAAAAAUAAAAUAACAAUGAUCUUUUUAUGCCCCUGGUAGGGUGGCAUAUAGCAGUUGAACUGUCCGUCUGUCUGUUCGUCCAUCCGAAAGCUUUAAAAUUGGCCAUAACUUUUGCAAUAUUGAAGAUAGCAACUUGAUAUUUGGCGUGCAUGUGUUUCUCAUGAAGCUGCACAUUUUGAGUGAUGAAAGGUCAAAAGUAAAAAAAUACAAUCCAAGGGAAGUAAUAAGCUCUAAAAGGGAGAUAAUUUCUAAACCUGCAAAAUGAUAAAUUGAAAUUUUAUUUCAAAGCGGCGCAAUAGUGGGCAUUGUGUUUCUGAUAAACACAUCUCUUGUUUUUUUUUUAUUAAUAAUAAAACCACAUAGAAUACAAUGGUAUUUUUCCAAAAACAAUCCUUACUAUUUAUUAAGUAAAAAUUCAUGCAAAUAUUUGUAAAUUGUGCUAAAACUGAUGCUUAAUUCUAUGAGAUUUCUGACCAAGGAUGGUGGCCCUCAUUCCACUGUUUGAAUGUCUUCUCUUUUUCAUUGUGUAAAUAAAAGUUUGUCUUUAUAAAA
This is a messenger RNA of Dreissena polymorpha, 3972 nucleotides long. Its product is annotated as G2/mitotic-specific cyclin-B3-like. The transcript is spliced from 11 exons. Bases 185 to 1495 code for a protein of 436 amino acids. Gene Ontology annotation, molecular function: cyclin-dependent protein serine/threonine kinase regulator activity. The record is from RefSeq and is a predicted model, not a curated record. Gene Ontology annotation, cellular component: cyclin-dependent protein kinase holoenzyme complex; cytoplasm; centrosome. Gene Ontology annotation, biological process: mitotic cell cycle phase transition; regulation of cyclin-dependent protein serine/threonine kinase activity. Lineage: Eukaryota; Metazoa; Mollusca; Bivalvia; Myida; Dreissenidae.